AUGACGGCAGCUCCUAAGCCUAGUAGGCUCCGGGUUAGAAUCGACCCUAGCAGUCCGGAGUAUAGGGCAGCUGCGCGCAAGUACACGGCCUUCUUGAUCGCCAUGCCCAUCUUCCUCGUGACCUCGUGGGCGCUGUUCAACCGGCUCGCUCUCGGCGCCCAAGUCAAAACGCUACCCCGAGAGCCGGCACCGGCAGCUUCGAGCACGGCAGAGAACGGAGGAUGA
This is a messenger RNA of Durotheca rogersii, 225 nucleotides long. RefSeq lists its product as uncharacterized. The transcript is spliced from 2 exons. The coding region runs from base 1 to 225 and encodes 74 amino acids. The record is from RefSeq and is a predicted model, not a curated record. NCBI's taxonomy places the organism in Eukaryota, Fungi, Ascomycota, Sordariomycetes, Xylariales, Xylariaceae.